Symbiodinium sp. CCMP2456 is the source of this 656-nucleotide messenger RNA. NCBI's taxonomy places the organism in Eukaryota, Dinophyceae, Suessiales, Symbiodiniaceae. The record is from the annotation of a GenBank genome assembly.
AUGAAGCAUGGCAUGGAUCAGAUUGGAGGUAUGUCGGUGCAUCACAUUCGCGCCAUGCAGCCUGAAGCGAUGCCCUUGAAAAUGCCGCAAGGAGAGAAGUUUCCGCUCACCCGCGGCAAGGACUGGCGCUGGGUGGCUGGGUCAUUGGCUGCGUGUGUCGUGGUGGCCUUGAUUCUGUAUGAGCUCUCUUUGCGAUUCCCCAGGCAGCUGCCACAGCCGCAAGCCGAGCCAAAGAGCAGGCCACCCGAAGGUGUUGACUUCCUGGAGCAGCUGCAGCAAGCCAAGGAGGAAGUGGAGACAGAUUUCAGUCUCCUGGAUGUCGAAAGGGAGUUUCAGAAAAAAUACACAGACAAGGCUCGCCCACUGCUGUGUUCCGCGUGCAAGAUCUCAGCCGAGCGCGUCGGGCUGGAGUUAGAUGCGCGGAAUGCCACUGAGCAGCCGGAUCCGUCAACUAUGCUCAAUGCCACCAAGGAGGCUGUGCUUGCAGCAUGUCAAGCUUUACCUUCACCUUUAGUCGUCGUGGAAGGCGAGGGCAAGGCCAGCUUCGAGGAAGUCCAUGAUAGCGACCAUCGGCACCUUACCGGAGUUGAGUUGCGGAGGGCCGAAGUUGCACAGCGCAGCGUCGACCGCCUGUGCAGAGUGCUGCUGGCUGAAGC